Pipra filicauda (Wire-tailed manakin) is the source of this 4271-nucleotide messenger RNA. It is a transcript of the gene DTWD2, whose product is annotated as DTW domain containing 2. The transcript is spliced from 6 exons. NCBI's taxonomy places the organism in Eukaryota, Metazoa, Chordata, Aves, Passeriformes, Pipridae. The record is from RefSeq and is a predicted model, not a curated record. Bases 112 to 873 code for a protein of 253 amino acids.
AUCAGUUUCUGUGCAUUGCCUCUUGUCCUGAAGGCAUCGUGUCCUGAGAGCAUGUGCGCACCUCGUGUGUAACAAAAUCAUGGCAUGGACUAACUUUGUUAUGGAGGGGGAAUGACGGAGUGUGGGAAGGAAUAUAUAGAGGCUCGGCAGGGAGUGCUACACCUUUUCGCUGUACGAACACACCUGAAGAGCAAAAGCCGUCCUCAGAAGGUGUGUUUGUGUCCAUUCCUGCCCGUACAUCCGCUAAAGGUCUCCACCUGCUUGUAUAUAAUCCAGCAUCCAGCAGAGGAAAGUCGAGUGUUAAGGACAGUGCCUUUGCUAGCAGCUUGUCUCCCUCCAGACAAAUGUAAAAUUUUGGUUGGUCGACGUUUUAGUGAAGACAGGUAUCCUGAAUUAGCAACUGUGUGCAGGAAUCCCAAUACUCUAAUUUUAUAUCCUGGAGCUGAAGCAACCAAUUUGGAAGAAGUUGCAGUGAUGUCUCCUAGUUCAUCUGUUAUGAUCAUCAUUGAUGGAACAUGGAGCCAGGCUAAAGAUAUAUUUUACAAAAAUUCUCUCUUCCGUCUUCCCAAGCAGGUGCAGUUAAAAACCAAUCAUUCGAGUCAAUAUGUAAUUCGUACACAGCCAACAAACACCUGUCUGUCUACACUUGAAUGUGCAGCUGUUGCUCUUACUAUCAUGGAAAAGAAUAAGAGCAUACAAGAGACUAUACUCCAUCCACUUCAAGCUUUGUGCUCUUUCCAGCUUCAGCAUGGUGCCCAGAUCCAUCACAGCAAGGAACAUCUUCUCAAAAAUGGCUUAUAUGACAAGCCAAUGCCAAAGAAUAAACGCAAACUCAGAAGAAUGGAGCUUUUGGUGAAUAAUGUUAAAAUAUAAGAAAACUGUACUGACUGUGCAGUGGAAUUUAUUUGCAGCUCACAAAUGAAUAGGACUCUGGAUUUGAUCCAAAUGGUUCACUGUACUAUAAUAAAAGAACUUUUAGGCCUUCAUAGGAAAGAGUUUAUCUACCAACAUGACAAACAGUAAUGGACAAGCUUUUUCAUUUUUGCAGUAGGCCAGGUGCCUUUUUUCAGAUGAUGGAAGAUCAUUCUCAUUUCCUGGAAAGAACAGAAAGAAAACUCUGAGCAUAAUUUAGAGUUAUGCUAUCACUUGAGUGUCAAAUACGAUCCUCAAUAUGACUGGAUAAAUUUAUUUUCGGGAGGCUUUUAUCAGUACAAAAAGACAAGAAAUAUGAAUAUGAAUGUGAUGGGACAGUAAGGCUUCAGCAUUUAGAAUUAUAUUGAAUUUCUGCUGAGCUUUUUAGCUUCAGUAUCUGAUUACAGUAGGCUUUCAAACUGUAAUUCCUUAUAUUACUUGGUUCAGAUGAACAUAAGGCAUGGUAUUUGGAUAGUUCUUUUUAACUUUGAGAUUUUUAUUUCUUAUAUUGUUAGAACUCCUUUUUGUGAAUUUACAUAUAUUUUACAAUGCAGACAGGUUUUGUUUCUCUCAGACUUAAUUUUUAAAUUAAGCCUGCAUAUGUUUUUACCAGAAACUGAACAACUCCUACUUAAAAAAAAAAAAAAAAAAGGCAAUGUAGAAAAAUGAUUUUUGGAAUUUUAACUCAGGUGCUUCACUCUUACUUGAGUAAAAACUAAUCUUUUGCAAAUGGGGAGAUCUUGUAGAUAUGAAUAUAUCAUACCCGUAUCUUGACAUGCAAUGAUUAUGCUACUAAAGGAGUUAAACAAGUCCAAUGUAAAUGGCUCUGUAAGAAGUAUGAUGCAAUGACAAAUGAUUAUGUCUGGUUACAGCCUACUAACAGGAUUACAGAUCUUAGAUUUCAUGUGUUCUUUAGGUUUUCACUUCUUAUGGUGAUAGAUAACUGUACCUCUUUCUAAUGGGAAUUGCUGGAAGCAGAAGAAUUGGGUAUUUUCACAAGUUUUCUGAAAUAAUAUUCUAUGAUCUGGAGGAAAAAAACAGUGAAAUAAAGGGUCUGUUGAUCCUUUCUUCUUAUACAUAAAUACCUCCUUCAUAUAACAGAUUAAAUGCUUAAUGUUUGUCUUUACUGUCGGUCCCACUCUAGGUAACAACAUGGAGCUAAUUGGCUACUAAUUAACCUUAGAAAAAGAUGUUUUGUCUUUAAUUUAUGAGAUGCAAGGCAAGAAACUACAGAAUUGGGGGAUGUAAACACAACUAAUCAAUAUAUUAACUGAAAGCUUUUCUGCGAUUAACAGGAGAGGUCAAAAUUAGGUCAGAGAUUAGCUAAGAAGUUUUAGUUAACCCUGAGCUAAUAGUGACCUUUUAUUUAGGCAUGGAUAAACACUAUAAUUUGUCUGGAUAUGUUAGCAAAGUUUAUAUAACCUUUUUCUCUUCUCCCGGUCUAGAUAAAUCCGGUAUCUGUCGCUAUAUUCAGCAAAGCUGAAUUAGUUUUGACAAAUCUGAAGCAAACCAGUCUCAUAUGAUUAAUGAUAGUGUAGUUGCACUUUCGUUCACAUUGGAACAGAGAAAGGGCAUGUUUAUUCCUGUAACACACCAAUCUCCAGGCUAACUUGGAGUCUGAAGUUGCAAUCUCAUGCAAUUUGCUUGCGCAGCCUUGUGUGUGAUGCUGCCUCCAGUUCUGGGAUUGGCAUGACUCCUGCUGGGCUGGAAAUCUUCUUUCCCUGUGCUGUGGGAUGUGCUCAAUAACUCCUUAAGGAAACAAGGGUAUCAGUUAAGCUUUAUUGUUAAUGCCAUAUUUGCAUAUAUGGAUGAUGUUCACAUUUGAUGUUGUGUGUGUUAAUUUGAUUUACCUUAUUUUAGAUUCAUCUAGAACAGUGGUGUAUCUUUUGACCUACAUCGUGAAGAUUAUUUUCCUAAACAGAAGAUUAAAUGUGUCUUUACAUAAUAUGUGAGUUUAUAUUAUAGAAAACAGAAAGAAAUUUGUAUUACAGCCUGGAAUUCAGAGCCAUCUGCAAAAUGCCUUAGAAUUACAGGAUCAGAGAAAUAGUUGUCUUAAUUGAGUUAUAAUCCUACAUUAAAUGCUCCCAUGUGUGCAGUCUGUGCAGAGUUUUCAUGUUUUUCACCAAAGGACAAAUUCUGCACAGCUUACAAUAUGCACUUUUUAGCUUUGUUGAUUCCUCUUGCUCUUUUAAUUUUGCUCCCGUGGAUAACAGGAUUUGUAGGAUCUCAUGCUGGAUGCAUGGAAGCCUUUAAUUGCUAAUUUCCUGUGUUGUACGAUACUAGAUCAAUCACUAUGCAGCAGUUGCUGAAGAAAUUAAAACCAAUUCAUUGCAGACCUCCAGGCAUUUUAUUUUUGGAGCUUUUUUUGUGUGUCCUGGCUCAGCUAUAAUAUAGUGAACAUUUAGAUGCAACAGAGCAGUCACAUGAAGUUCAGUUUUAGGUUUGUUCGAAGCUAUUAAACACAAAACACAAUACUUUUUAAAACUUUUUUUGGUGGAACUUUCAUGAUUUUAAAAAUGUGCACAGUAUAAGAGAAAGAGUUUAGAAAGUUUGUUUUCAGGUCUUUUGGAUUCAAAAUUUGCCUAUAAAUACAUUACCUCAAAGAAAUGAAGUCCAAACUCUUUUGACUAAGUUGUGUGUGAUGAACCAGCACUCUUUGUAAGCAAUUCCAAUAGAAUGAAUUUAAUUUUCAGUUUUACUUUUGCUGUUAUGGUAGAUCUGUUUCAUUUUUCACUUUCCAAAAGAUUAAUGAAUGAAACCCACCAGUCUAACAAGAUAUUGAUUAAAAAAGAAGGAAUGUGUUUGCUUCUAAUAUUUGGUCCUUUGUCCUUGUCCACUUUGUACUUCCAAAUAUUGCUACCAAGAUGAAAUUUGCCUUCUGUGUGCCCCAGUGUUGUGCUUUAGAAAACUGGUGACAUGGAUAUUAGGCUUUUGAACAGGUAUAUAUAUUUUUCAAAGGUGGGCGUUGUUAAGUUGCCAUAUUUCUAUAUCUGUGAGACACAGUCUAAGAAAAAAUACAAAGCUAGAAAUCUUUUUAAGUAAGAACACACACCACAUCUCCUCUUUCGUUUAGAAAGCUUUCAUAUUAAGGAGGCACUUAGGACAAACAUAAAUGUAUUUUUCUUCAACAUUUUACUUUCAUUGCCUCAUAACCCCACACUACCAAUAAAUUACUAUUUUAUUAGGUUUUUUUUGAAAUAAAAAACAACCUGACUUCAAAAAGGGGAAACAUUAUUUUAAGACUGAGGAAUUUUUUCUCAACUGCUACAUUAGAUAAAAAAUUGCUUAUGCUGCAUUAUUUUGUACAACUUCCCUGCUUGUUUUAAAAUAUAAUUAAAAACUGAACGGUUUAAAAGGGA